AUGAAAUUGCGUAUCGCACGACGCGCCCUAUCAUCUCUCCGAGAGCUAAGGUCCCAAAAAUUUGAGGGUCUUCGCUCAAGAACGCCUGCCCUCCGUUCAGCAUCACCACAACCGUUUUCAACGCCUACCUCCCUUCCUAUGGUUCGCGACAACCUCGCCUAUCGCACGCUCAAGACCCCCUCCGAGAAAACGACACCACCCGAUCUUAAUUACGAGCAAUUCUUCCGCUAUACAAGCGGAAGAUGGCUCUGGGAUGAAGAUCAACAAUUUCGGGACAGGUAUAAGCCCUUCGAUGUCGCCGGGUUACAAGGCUUAGCGGCCAAAACUAUCGGAGCAGACAGCUGCGUCUCAAUAAUCAAGUUGGCAGAGGGAGGAUACAACAAGGUCUUCCGUUUGAUUAUGAAUGAUGGGAGAACAGUGCUUACCCGUAUCCCUAAUCUAAAUUCCGGACCCCUAUUUCAUACGACUGCUUCCGAAGUCGCUACUAUAGAGUUUAUAUGUUAA
This is a messenger RNA of Penicillium verhagenii, 504 nucleotides long. RefSeq lists its product as uncharacterized. The transcript has a single exon. The record is from RefSeq and is a predicted model, not a curated record. Lineage: Eukaryota; Fungi; Ascomycota; Eurotiomycetes; Eurotiales; Aspergillaceae. Gene Ontology annotation, cellular component: mitochondrion. Bases 1 to 504 code for a protein of 167 amino acids.